AUCGUUGUAAACACUCUUUAAUGCAGUUAUAGUGACUCAGUCUAUUUAACAAAUUUUGGCUCAAACUAACUAUAAUUAAAAUUGAAUUCAUUAAUGAUUAAAAAUUAUUGAUUGAUUGAUUUAAAAUUAUGGUACGCAUCGGUAUCAUCGGAUUUAUUUUUUGCUCAUUAACCCUAAACGUCUGCAACGAUGAAGGGGCCAAUGCUGAAGCACUCCCUACAAUUCAACCUGCCAAGUCACUCCCGCCAUUUACCGAAGAACCUCAUAGGGUCUGCACGACUAAAGUUUGUAAUGAUACGGCUUCCAUGAUCAUCACAAAAAUGGACAGAAAAGUGAAACCUUGCGACAACUUUUACAGGUUCGCCUGCGGUAACUAUCUGAACAAUACACUCAUCCCACCUGAUAGAAGAACGAUGGGUGCCUUCGAAGAAAUCGAGAUAGAAAUUCAGAAGCAGUUGCGGCUAGUCCUCGAGGAGCCGAGUCUCCCCAUGGAACCUAAAGCAUACAAACUUGCAAAGAAGUUGUACAAAUCCUGCAUGAAUGAAACUGCAAUUGAAGCUCAAGAUUUCAAGCCACUUCUCAGUAUCUUGCAGAAACUUGGAGGAUGGCCGGUUCUAGAGGGAGACCAGUGGAACGAAGAGACUUUUAACUGGACUCAAUCGGUUUACAAUCUCAGCGACCUGGGAUAUUUUGUCAAUUACUUCUUCAAAAUUAGUAUCGAAGUGGACUUCAAGAAUACUACGAAGCAUGUUCUUUAUUUGGAUCAAGCAUCCCUGAAGCUAUCACGUGAAUACUUAACCGAAGAUUUAAACAAAACAAUAGAGUAUUACAGUUACAUGGUGAAUGUAGCAGUGGUACUUGGUGCCAAAGAAGAAUUCGCUGAGAAGGAACUGCUCCAGUCUCUCAAAUUUGAAAUGGAAUUAGCUAACGUAAGUCUUUUUUUAAAUUACUUCUGUAGUCUCCAUAAUUCGCUUUUCCAGAUUUCUCUACCCGAAGAGAAACGGCGUAAUUUGACGCUUCUCUACAAUCCUAUGACAAUCGCCCAGCUCUCCCAGACGUACCCCAGCAUCCCCUGGAAGGAGUACUUCAACCGCCUGCUUCCACCCUCCAUCCGAGUGGACGACAGCGAAAUCGUUAUCGUCGUAGUCCCCAGCUUUAUCACAAAUCUCGAGAAACUCAUGAAUGAAAUUCCUAAACGAAUUCAAGCCAACUACAUGAUGUGGAGGGCGGUAACAGCAUCACUCAAAUAUUUGAUUCCCGCCAGUGAGACACAAAGGGAAUCCAGAUGGAAAGAGUGCGUUAAUAUCGUCUUAAAACAUCUCUCCAGAAGCGUCGAUGUUCAGUACGUUCGGAAGUACUUCAAUAAGGAUGCUAAAAAGAAUACCAUUGAGAUGGUUGAUGACAUGCGGAAGCAGUUUAAUCAAAUCCUGCAGAAUCUUGACUGGAUGGACGACGAAACGAGGAAGAGUGCGCUGGAGAAGGCUACUUCCAUGACCAGCCAUAUUGCCUAUCCUGAUGUGCUUCUCGAUGAGAGAAAACUCGAAGAGUUCUAUCACGAUUUGGAGCUCAGCGAUGAGAAUUACCUCCAGAAUAUUCUGAAUCUUACGUUAUUCAAAACUAAGUAUUCAUUCAGUAAAUUGAGGAAACCGGUUAAUAAGAGCGAUUGGAGGACAGAAGCAAACCCGACCACUGUUAAUGCUUUCUAUAGUCCGGAUAGAAAUAGUAUAUACCUUCCGGCUGGUAUUCUCCAGGGUGCUUUCUUCAACAACGAUCGUCCAAGGUAUGUGAACUAUGGUGCCAUUGGCUUUCUCAUUGGUCACGAGAUGACCCAUGCAUUUGAUGAUAUGGGACGACAGUUCGAUAAAGAAGGAAAUCUUGUCGACUGGUGGGCGCCUUCCACUAAAGAAAAAUACCUCGCUAAGGCACAAUGUUUUAUCGAUCAAUAUGGAAAUUACUCAGUCGAAGAAGUUGGGUUGAACUUGAAUGGAAUAAAUACUCAAGGAGAGAACAUUGCAGACAACGGAGGAAUGAAGCUAGCCUACUUAACUUACAAGGAUUGGUCAGCCCGUAAUGGCCGAGAGCCAAUGCUCCCCAGACUUCCCUACACCCCAAGACAAAUGAUCUGGAUAAGUGCGGCUAGCACUUGGUGCGAGAAGCACGGAAUUGAAUAUCUUAAGCAGUUAGUUAAAGUUGACCCCCACAUUCCUGAAGAAUUCCGUAUAUUGGGAGUGCUGUCCAAUAUGCCAGAAUUCGCUGAAGAUUUUAAAUGUCCCGUAGGAUCCAGAAUGAAUCCAAAGAAAAAAUGUUCUAUGUGGUGAUUUUUCAAUCAAAUCCGUAGGGGCACACUAGAAAUCCUUAUCGCUCUACUGCAUUUGCCCUGCAUCGUCAUUUCUACAUAAUUGAAUGAUUCAAGUCGAUUUUUCGGCUUGAAAUUCGUUAAGGAACUUCCGCAGUAAGCCCAAAAAACAUGGGAGUGGGGAUGAAGAUUGUACACUUUAACUUCAUUUUCUUCUCCUAUUUUUAAUAAUAACUCAUGAUUCCUGUGGUCAUGAAAAAUGAAAUUGCAGUAAUGUAUUUAGGAAACAUGUACGAUACGAUGAGUCAAGUAUUUGGAUUCUCAAUCCAUUGUCCAUGCUCGUCAUUCCUUGUUGAAGUGUCUCAUACGGCUAUAUACAAAUGACAAUUUCAAUUCUUUCCUCCACACAAACCGAUAUGGACAAUCGUGUUGGGCCUUUCGGGACAAAUUUCCAAAUUACUGAAAUAAUUCAUUCUCGAAAUUUCAGCUCUGUAGCCCAUUUCCUUCUAUUCUCCUAUAAUUACUAUGGAAGUACCUUUAAAAAAUUAGUGGGAACUAUCUUUCAGUUCAACUAUUCCAUGAAAAUUUAUUAAAAUAUAUUGAAUUGAUGAAUCAGGCUUUGUAAAAGCCUUCGUAAGUUCUUUUUAUUUAUCUUUAGCUCAAAUAUUCACAUUUCCAACGCAUUUCUGAUUGAGUUGCCUCAUUUCGAAGCGUCGGAAAAUGAAGUGAUGCUUUUCUCAAAAACGUAUACGUCAUGGGAGUAAAAAAGAAAACCAUUCAAAUUGAUAAAAUGAUAAUCCAAUGACCAACAAUUAAUAGGUAAAUGUUAAGAAAGACCUCCUCAGACGAAAAUCGAUUUUAAAAAUGAUAAAUCGAUUAAAUUAGGUAUGCGGAUUACGAAUCUCGAAAAAUCAAGGGUAAUUAUUGAAAAAAUAGGGGAGCACGAGAAGAAAUUAUACAAUUAUUGGGGGGAUUUCUAAGUGAAAUUAGGAGGAAAGCUGCAGUUCUCAGUGGAAAAGCCAUCGACUUUUUCAUUCAAUUGAGUCAUUAAAUCGAGUCGACACAUAAUCACAAUAAUUACGCUCUGCAGAACGUAAGUAAUCAAUCUAAAUUUUGACCCACUCAUCACCGAGAUAAUUACAUAAUUAACAAAAAUUUAAAAAACUGAAUCGUUAGUUGUAAUAUUAUCUGGAUGCUCAAUAAUGUUGAGAAAAGUGUCAAAAAAUUUUUUUUUACAUUUUCUGACCAAAAACUGUCUUUUCACUUUACUCAAUAAAUCUAAAAAUUUCAUAAGUA
Messenger RNA from Diachasma alloeum, 3592 nucleotides. RefSeq names its product neprilysin-2. NCBI's taxonomy places the organism in Eukaryota, Metazoa, Arthropoda, Insecta, Hymenoptera, Braconidae. The transcript has 7 exons. Gene Ontology annotation, molecular function: metalloendopeptidase activity. Bases 129 to 2318 code for a protein of 729 amino acids. The record is from RefSeq and is a predicted model, not a curated record. Gene Ontology annotation, biological process: protein processing. Gene Ontology annotation, cellular component: plasma membrane.